Molecule: messenger RNA, 612 nt
Organism: Seminavis robusta
Lineage: Eukaryota; Bacillariophyta; Bacillariophyceae; Naviculales; Naviculaceae
Source: the annotation of a GenBank genome assembly
AUGUCCUAUAGCGAUUGGCCGAAAGACGUCGCAGCCUUCUUCGAGAAUGUUCGUUUGCCCAAUGUGGGCGAGGAGAUGAUCUUGGUGCAGAACAUCUUUGUGGAGCAGAUGCUUCCAGCCAGCGUGUUGCGAAACUUAACAGAGCAGGAGAUGGCUGUGUACAAUGCGCCAUAUCUAACACCUGGCGAAUCUCGCCGCCCCACCCUCACGUGGCCUCGUCAGAUCCCCAUCAAUGGUACACCUCCUGAGGUGGCAGACGUCGUGACCACCUAUUCGGCCUGGAUGGGUGAAAACGAGAUGCCCAAGCUCCUCAUCUCUGCCAUACCAGGCAUCCUCUUGAAUGGCGAGAAAUUAGAGCUGGCUCGUACGUGGAAGAACCAGGAAGAGGUCACCGUGGACGGCAUCCACUUCAUCCAGGAAGACAGCCCUAAUGAGAUUGCUGAAGCCAUUGAAAAUUGGCUUGAAGGUGACACUUUCCCCCAAGUUUUGGCAGAGUCGACGAGUACCAGUGGUCCUGAUGACAGCAGUGGACCAACCACGAUGCAAACUACGAAUGGGUGUAUCUACCUUUGGUUUCUCUUUGCCACUCUUCUUCUCCGAAAGGUGUGGUAG